Molecule: messenger RNA, 3254 nt
Organism: Teleopsis dalmanni
Lineage: Eukaryota; Metazoa; Arthropoda; Insecta; Diptera; Diopsidae
Gene: CDase
Product: neutral ceramidase
Exons: 10
Coding region: 991-3102 (703 amino acids)
Biological process (GO): ceramide catabolic process; long-chain fatty acid biosynthetic process; sphingosine biosynthetic process
Cellular component (GO): extracellular region
Molecular function (GO): N-acylsphingosine amidohydrolase activity
Source: RefSeq, a predicted model, not a curated record
AUCCUUAAAAAUAUUAAAUUUUCCCGUUGUUAACCUUCUUUGUGAAUGGGAAAUGAUAUUUCGAUAACUGUAGCUUUACAAUUUUUGUGAAGGGGUCUUCGGCGCGCAAAUUCAUCCAAGUUGAUAAACUUGAAUGUUGCUACUAAACGGUCUUCAUUAAUUCGUGUUGUUUUGAAAUCACUUUGUUUUUAAUAUUUUUUAAAAUGAGUCAUACAAAGAAUGCUUAGUUGCACUUUCAUCAAUCGACGGGUCAAACUGUUGAAUCGUUAGCUGAAUCGGUAUUUUAUCACAAUGUAAACAUAAUUAUGUAUAAAUAUUUUUAAGUCGAUUUUACGAAGUCGUAGUAGCAUUACGAAGUGAAACAAAAGCAUUAAAUAAAAGCACGUACAUAUACACAUGUGUAGAAAAAAGAGCUGUUAUGUUUAUCUUGUAAACUUAUCGGUUUCAAUGUCGAAAUGUGACGACACAUUGUUUAAUAUUAACACAAAGCGUGGAUUAUCCAAAGGCGAAACCGAGGCAGUGAUUCGCAUUUGAAAUGAGCUUAUCGAAUUUUAAAAUAUCGUUUCUCUUAUUCUGGCUUCGAGUAUUGACGCCAGAAGAGUAGAAGAGCUAGUCUAAAAAUAUAAAAAAUCGUUGCUGGAGGUCAGAAGUUCAUAUUUAAUGAUAAAGAAUUUGAAUGCAUAUGCACUUGAGCAAUUAUCGCAUAAUUAUGUUUGCAUCUGUAUGAUUCAAGCAGUAUUAAAACGCAAAUCAAAUUUCUCUUUAAAAUGCAGAUUUUAUAUCUACUAUUUAUUCGAUAUUAAAUCCAAUUUAAAUUUCAUGGUUCAGUGGAAUUCCUGAAGAUAAUGUGAUUGCACUUUGUAAAGAAUUAGUUUUAAAUAUGCCACACUAAGUGUGAGUAUGAGUUUUCAAUCCGAAUUUAAAGCAGUUAAAAAUCUUGAUUUUUUAUAUUUCAACUAAGACUACUGUCAGCCGUAAAGUGGAAUCAAUAUGGAAAAACUUGAGCUAUUGAUUGUUUCAGUAUUAGCUACAUGGGUUUUGAUUAGUGGUGUCGAAGCGUACAGAGUGGGCGUUGGACGUGCAGAUGUGACUGGACCACCUGUGGAAAUACAUUUUAUGGGCUAUGCAAAUUUAAAGCAGGUUGGUCGCGGACUUCAUCUGAGGCAGUUUGCGCGUUCUUUCGUUGUAGAAGAUGACAACCAGCGACGUGUUGUAUUUUGCACUGUAGAUGCUGGCAUGAUGGGAUAUGCUGUGAAACGAGAAGUUAUCAAACGUCUCCAGCAACGAUAUGGACCUAUUUAUAAUGAUGAAAAUGUGGUUAUAAGUGGAACCCAUACGCACAGUGGUGUUGGUGGAUUUCUUAUGCAUCUACUUUAUGACAUAUCAAUUUUGGGUUUUGUUCCUCAAACAUUUGAAGCGCUUGCCCAGGGUAUUUACUUGAGUAUAAAACGUGCUAAUGAUAAUUUAACACCUGGUAAAAUAUUUUUAUCUAAGACAUCAGUUCUAAACGUGAAUAUAAAUCGUUCACCUACUUCAUAUUUACGAAAUCCUGAAGAGGAACGCGCUCAGUACGAGCAUGAUGUUGAUAAAACAUUAACACAACUGCGUUUUGUUGAUUUGGAAAACAAUCUACUUGGUGCCUUUAAUUGGUAUGCAGUGCAUCCGGUUUCUAUGAAUAAUACAAAUAAAUUGGUGUCAAGUGAUAAUGUAGGAUAUGCUGAACUUUUAUUGGAAAAAGAAUAUAACACAAAUAAAGUACCUGGAAAGGGUAAAUUUGUAGGAGCGUUCUGCUCUUCAAAUCUUGGAGAUGUUUCGCCAAAUAUAAUGGGACCCAAGUGUUCAAUAAGUGGAAACGAUUGUGAUCUUUUAAGUUCCAAGUGCCCUGCUAAAGAAGGCGAAUGUUUUGCAUCUGGUCCAGGACAUGAUAUGUUUGAAAGCACUAAAAUAAUAGGAACGCGGCUAGCUGAGGCUGCUUUGCGUCUACUAAACGAAAAUAGCGAAGAAAGCAAUUAUCGAGAAAUUACUGGCGAAGUCGCCUAUAUACAUCAAUUUGUGGAUAUGCCUAAUUAUAAUGGUUCAUCAUAUAAUCCUCUUUCGCGUAAGUUAGAUAUAAUAAGAGGAUGUCACCCUGCUAUGGGGUACAGUUUUGCUGCUGGUACUACAGAUGGCCCCGGUGCGUUCAAUUUUGAGCAAGGAACUAUAACAGAUAAUGCAAUGUGGAAUGCUGUAAGAGAUUUUAUUGUACCGCCUACACAGGAAGAUAUUAGUUGUCAUGCUCCAAAACCAAUUUUAUUAGCCACUGGCAGAGCUACAUUUCCCUAUGAAUGGCAACCAAAAAUUAUUCCCACUCAGAUACUUAAAAUUGGAGAUUUAAUAAUUGCAGCUGUUCCAGGUGAAUUUACAACAAUGGCUGGUAGACGUCUUCGAAAUAAAUUAGCUGCUGUUGCUGUUGCUGCGGGUGGGAGGGAUACUGAAGUAAUACUCGCUGGGUUAUCAAAUAUAUAUACUAGUUAUGUAACUACACCCGAAGAAUAUCAGGCACAGCGCUAUGAAGCAGCUUCAACGAUUUUUGGACCUAAUACACAUAGCAUUUAUAUGGAUGUGUAUGAAGGUUUAACUAAAGCAAUGAUACGAGGGGAAAAGGUUAAUCCCGGUCCAUCACCACCAUAUAUGAAUGAUCGCAUGCUUUCAAUGAAUACUGGAGUUAUAUUUGAUGGGCAUCCAAUUGGCAAGGAUUUUGGAUACGUUAAAUUACAGCCGAAUAACGAGUACAAAAUCAAUGACACGGUAAAAGUAACUUUUAUUGCUGGAAAUCCAAGAAAUAAUAUUUUUCACGAGAAAACUUAUUUUGUGAUUGAAAGAAAAAUAAAUGAAGAACGUUGGAAAGUAGCCUAUACAGAUGCCAGCUGGGAAACAAAGUUUAUUUGGGAGCGCACACAUCUAAUACUUGGUUUCAGCGAUGUUCAUAUACAUUGGACGAUUAAUACUAAUACUCUACCCGGCGAAUACCGCGUAAGACACUUUGGAAAUUACAAAUACAUAUUAGGGGGUAUUUUUCCAUACGAAGGCAUAAGUCAAUCGUUUAUAGUGAAGGAAGACUAGAAAAUCAUGUCUGUGAGCUAGUCGACCAGUAAGAGACUGCGUGCAUCAGGGUGUCUAAACAAUUCGAUUGAUUUAUUAUAUUGUAUGAUCUUAUGUUCAUAUGAAAAACUUUCAUUGUUUAGAAAUAACUAAAUAAACAUAUUUAUUUUGAA